Messenger RNA from Cavenderia fasciculata, 2199 nucleotides. RefSeq names its product putative ankyrin repeat protein. Gene Ontology annotation, cellular component: Golgi membrane. Gene Ontology annotation, molecular function: palmitoyltransferase activity; protein binding. The record is from RefSeq and is a predicted model, not a curated record. The coding region runs from base 1 to 2199 and encodes 732 amino acids. The transcript is spliced from 2 exons. NCBI's taxonomy places the organism in Eukaryota, Evosea, Eumycetozoa, Acytosteliales, Cavenderiaceae. Gene Ontology annotation, biological process: protein palmitoylation.
AUGAUAGGAUUCUCACAAGAUAGUAGUCAUCUCUAUGACCAAUAUAGCAAUAAUAAUAAUAAUCGUUCGAUGCACGGUGGUGGAGGUGAUCAUGGACACUCUCAUGGUGGGGGUGGUGGCGAUCAUGGACACUCUCAUGGUGGUGGAGGUGAUCAUGGACAUUCUCAUGGUGGAGGAGGUGAUCAUGGACAUUCACAUGGUGGUGGUGGAGGCGAUCAUGGUCAUUCUCAUGGGGGUGGCGAUCAUCAUGGACAUUCACACGGUGGAAAUGGAGAGUGUGGUGAAGAACAAGAACAACAUCAACAUAUUUAUGGAGGUGUGCCAGAUGUUAUACAAAACUUGCAAAUUGUGACACCGAGCGUUUUGGCGAAAUCCCCACCAAUGAUACAAGAGCAAUAUAUGACUGUUUUGGAGAAAUAUGCAAAGCAAGAGGUCGAGCGUAGUGCUCAUCCUUGGAGUGCGCCCAUCGAGUACUCGACUGUGCUGAUAGCCCACGAGUGCGCCAAAAAGGGAUUGGUCGACGACUACACCAAGUUGAUGAACGAUUCUGGUGUGACAGCAUCGACCUUUGUCAAUAUUCCCGAUACUGAUGGAUGCACUGCUUUGCACCACGCCGUCUUUAAAAAACAAAAGGAUUUUGUACGAUUCCUUUUGGGGCAUGGCGCAGAGGUCGACAUGGUGAGUCACGAGGAGGGUCAGACACCGUUACACUGGGCGUGUAUUGCUGGAGAGCCCCAAGUAACAUAUGCGCUGGUCGAAGCUGGUGCCGACCCCGUCUACAAGGACAAGAGAGGAUACAACGCGCUAUUACAUGCCGCACAAUACAACGAUGCCCAUUCGGUACGUUAUCUCAUUGAAAAGGGGUGUCCUGUGCGCAGCGUAGACAAUGACGGCCACACACCCGCUCACUGGGCUGCGUUCCAGGGACACGCUAAUAUGGUGCGUUACUUUAUUGCCCGUGGGGUCGAUAUUGACGCCCGCGACUCGCUUGGCAGAACCGCGCUGCACUGGGCCUGUCACAAGGGCCACAAGACUGUCAUGUCGACACUCUGCUUCCUCAAGGCUGACCGCACCAUCGUCGACGGCAACGGAUGUCGCGCUGUAGACUUGGCCGAACUCAAAAACAACAAAGACAUGGUCGAUUUCCUGCACGCCAAGGAUCGCGAAGACAAACGAUUCCCCAACAUCGACGCAUACAAUCGGUUCUGGACGAUGAUUGGUAUUUUUACCGUGUGUCUCCCCCCACUCUUAUUUUGCACACAGCCACUUUGGCUUUCCCUCACCACCAUUGUUUUUGUCGGCUAUCUAUUUAAAAACUACCUCAUGCUCAACUAUUGGGUACCCGAAUACAACAACCCAUUCAAUCCAGCCGUCCUCUACACAAGCAUUGUUCUCUGGUACUUGGUCUAUAUCUUCCAAUUGGCGUCGGCCACUAUGGAGGCUACUGGCAGCACCGUCCACGCUAUCCUCAAUAUCCAAGUGUGGGUAUUCCUCUAUUUCUUUAUCAAGCUGUGUUGGAGCGACCCUGGAAACAUCAAAAAGUACCACACACAAGAAAGCUCGACCAAAGCAUUUAUGGACGCACUCGCCGACAACCAGACUCUCCCCGUCAUCUGUCCGACCUGUCAAGUCAACCGUCCUGUCCGUUCCAAACAUUGUCCAUCCUGUAACCAAUGCUCUGCACGUUUCGAUCAUCACUGUAUUUGGAUCAAUAACUGUGUCGCUGCAAAUAACCAAGUUUUAUUCUUACUUUUAAUUUUAAAUUUCUUACUUACCAUUGUUACUGGUGCUAUCAUUACUUUUUCUUAUUUCCAAUUAGAUGAAAAUGGACCAAAUUGGGAUGAUGGAAGAAUAGCAUCAAUGAAAUAUUAUUUUACAAAUUAUCCAGCUCCAUUUUACUUUUUAUUCUAUGGACCUGCCAUUGGAUUGUUUAUUGGCAAGAUUGGACUUUCCCAAGUCUUUACUAUCAUUCUCAACAAGACCACCUACGAACAAAUCCAAGAGAAUCGUGAGUUGGGUUAUCACGGACACAGUCAUCAAUCAUUUGACCAACAAAAGGACAAGGAUGGUGUUUUCACUCAUCACAAAUAUUCUUACAACGCUUUCAAUCGUGGUAAAUUGAAUAAUGUCAAGGAGUUUUUAUUUGAUCUCCAAAAAUACUAUUUUACUUUAAAUUUAAAUUCUAAUAAUAAUGUUUAA